Molecule: messenger RNA, 1263 nt
Organism: Saxophila tyrrhenica
Lineage: Eukaryota; Fungi; Ascomycota; Dothideomycetes; Mycosphaerellales; Extremaceae
Exons: 9
Coding region: 1-1263 (420 amino acids)
Source: RefSeq, a predicted model, not a curated record
AUGGUAGUGGCCGCCUUCUCAACCUCACAAACAGCUUCCGAACCGAUUAGCUAUCCUCUUCUCAACAGCUCGCGAACGGUCAACGACUUGUUCCACGAUGGCAGCAUCUCCCCUCAGUCUCCGUCGACUCUUUUUGCUGCCUGGAAGUCUACUACUGUCUGUGUCAGAGGUUGCAGCCAAGCUUGCCAACUCCCACAUCCCAUAACCUACGAGAUCGUUCACCAACAACCGGUAUCGAUCAACACCGACAUACUAUACAACACAACCUUCUAUCCUGUCCCAGAGGUCGGCGUCACGGUAGACAAUGCACCAACUAGCCUGAAUGGCAUCACGACAUAUCACUGGACCGAGACGAAGACGUAUUCGGACUAUAGUCGGCUUAGUCGGACGUUGACGGCCACUCAAGCAACGGCUACACCGGAUGAUUCAACGUUCGUAAUGGUAGCUUUCGGCUCGGCGAAGCAUAACAAACGACAGUCGGGCUCAUAUUGGGUCAACGCUGAUGGCACGAUCACAAACGAUUGCACGCAAAGCCCCAUCUACACCAUCCGCAACGGUGUCCUCACCGCAACGAUCAACAACGUUUUCUACACCUACUCGACGUCUGCGGGCGUUCCCUACGCACAGUUUGCUCCGAAUACGGUUCCUGGAUCCAUCACGACGUCUUUCACGCUUGCCAUGGACAACCAGUUGAGCUGGCACAAUCCUGAGUUUUACAAUGGCGAGGCCUCAUUCUGCGCCUUGACGAACGGGACAGUGUACGCUGUCUUUCAGCAGAACAUGCAGCCGGAGGGAUGCCUGUACAUCAAACUCUCGCUGUUCUCAGUGUCAUCCUGUCAAGGCAUCUCUUUCGCAACGAUUACGGGUCCUCCAGGACCAACAGUCAAGGUAUUCAGGGAGAUCCUGGCAUACAAGGCAUCCAAGGCAGCACGGGUCCUCAAGGAGUACAAGGCGCCCAGGGAAGUCAAGGCGUACAAGGCAGCCCUGGUCCUCAAGGUAGCCAAGGGGUCCAAGGAAGUCAAGGAUUACAGGGAAGUCAAGGACUGGAAGGAAGUCAAGGUAUCCAGGGUGAUCAGGGCAUUGCCGGAAGCACUGGUCCUUCAGGUCCUUCUGGGGCUACAGGCAUUAGCGGAAUGGUGGGCGCAACAGGGCCGAGCGGGCCAAGCGGACCUUUGGGGCCAACAGGAGCUAGCGGCUUUCCAGGUCAGAGCGGCCUUGUUGGCGCUACUGGCAGCGUUGGGCCUUCAGGUGCAACAGGGUUAG